This is a messenger RNA of Salvelinus sp. IW2-2015, 3732 nucleotides long. RefSeq names its product SAM and SH3 domain containing 1b (gene sash1b). Gene Ontology annotation, molecular function: protein binding. Lineage: Eukaryota; Metazoa; Chordata; Actinopteri; Salmoniformes; Salmonidae. The record is from RefSeq and is a predicted model, not a curated record.
GAGCGAGAGGGUAAUGUGGAGGCCACGUGAAGAGCUGUAGUGUUGAAGUGCGUGCAGUCAGUAAAACCCAGGCAGUCGGGGUGUGAAAAGCCUCUAUUGUUGUUGAGAGAGCCUCAGUGAUCUGACCUCUGUCCAGCAGACUGACAGCGUGAUGUUUUCAGAUCUGGACUGACCGCUGGGAACGGCCCCCACUAACACUGCACUGUACUGGCCGGGUCCAGUGGCACGAGGGACAGUGCACGUUUGUGAGGGAUACGGUAGUGCAUAUUUGUUAGGGACAGUGCACGCGUCUGUAAUUCUUGAACAGGGACAGAGAACUCAGUGGAUAAAGGGGUGUUUUGUUCGAAGACGGUACAGUAGGAUAGCAGCAGUACAAUGAAGAAAAUUGCAUUGGAGAACAGGUUGUCCAUGCAUAAAUCAAGUUCUGAGGAUGCGUCAGAGGGAAAAUGGGACGGAAAGAGACAGAAAAACAAGUCUUUCUGGCAGAAUUUUCGGAAGUCGCAGAAAGGUGUCGUGCGGCAGACCACAAGAAGUGAGGACAUAGGUUUUGUAGCCAGUGACAUCACUAUGAGUGAUGAAGAGCGCAUCCAGCUGAUGAUGAUGGUCAAGGAGAAGAUGAUAAGCGUGGAGGAGGCCUUGGCAAGGCUGAAAGAGUUUGAGAGCCAGAGCCGACAGAACUGCAGUACUGAUCUUACAGAAUGGCCUGAUGCUCCCAGUCCAACCGUGAACGAGUCCUCCAACUGCAACUCAUGUGAGCAGUCGGAUGGUGAACAGGAGGAGUCCGGGACGUUCAGACGUCUCCAUAAGCUGGUCAGCUCCAGUCGUAGGGUCCGCAGGAAACUCCUCAGGAUCGACGAGUCCAAGAAGCCUGGGUCUGACGGUGAGACGGAGUCUCUGACUAUGGUCGGGCCUGUCCCAGGUGAUGCCAUGUCCUCUCUGUCCCUGUACUCUGGGGUUCAGAGGAAGCAGUCUGGCGCGUUUCACCACGAUGACUCCCUGGCCUCCGCCUUGCGCGACCAGCUGACUUAUGACCUCCGAGACUCGGACAGUCUGACCACCUCCCCCUCCUCCUCCUCCUUGGACACCUGCAGCAGCAACACACACACCCACAGCCUGGAUACGGUCUCCAGCACCAGCCAGCGACUGUCCACAGCCUUCAGUAAGACAGGAGGAUCCAGCCCAGCCUGUAGCCCAGGGAGAUACCCGGACACAGGCCCCAGCGGCGACGUGAGGGCCGGGGGUAGUGGUUCCUCCCUGUCAGAGAUAGAGGUUGGUGGUGGAGAGGAUGGACCCAGGAUGGCCCGGUCAGUCACGGAUGGAGAGAUCAGGAGAGUAAUCGGCCCACUCAGCUACCAUGGGAGAACCUGUAGCUUUGGUGGGUUUGAUCUGACCAACCGGUCUCUGCACAUGGUCACCGGAGAUCAGGAUCUCACUAACAAAGAUGGGGAUGCCAGUGUGAAAGGCGUAGUCAAGUCUCCACAGACGAACCAUCGAAUCUCUUUGGGCAAGAAAGUGAAGUCCGUGAAAGAAACCAUGAGAAAACGCAUCUCCAAGAGAUACCACUGCGCUCUCUCUGAACAGUUAAGCCCAGACCGUAUGUCCAGCGGGCCCCAGUCCCCCCACAGCCACACAGACACAGACUCACUGGAGAAACCCAAGCUGAAGGCUGGAGGGUCAGUGGAGAGCCUGAGGAGCUCCCUCAGUGGACAGAGCUCCAUGAGUGGUCAGACAGUGGGCACCACAGACUCCUCCAACAGCAACAGAGAGAGUGUGAAGUCUGAGGAUGGAGAGGAGGAUGAACUUCCCUACAGAGGACCCUUCUGUGGUCGAGCUAUGGUGCACACUGACUUCACCCCCAGCCCCUACGACACUGACUCUCUCAAACUGAAGAGAGGUGAUGUGAUUGACAUCAUCAGCAAGCCUCCAAUGGGGACGUGGAUGGGCCUGCUGAACAGUAAGGUGGGAACAUUUAAGUUCAUCUACGUAGACGUUCUGGCUGAGGAGGAAGACAAACCUAAACACACCCGACGGAGGAGGAAGGGACGGCAGCCCAAACCCACCUCUGUAGAGGAACUCCUGGAACGCAUCAACCUCAAAGAGCACCUGCCCACUUUCCUCUUCAACGGCUAUGAGGACCUGGAUACCUUUAAGCUUCUGGAAGAGGAGGAUCUAGACGAGCUUGACAUCGGAGACCCUCAACACAGGGCUGUGCUGCUCACCGCUGUGGAGCUUCUGCAGGAGUACGACGGUAGCAGCGACCCGGACCGUAGCAGCCAGACAGGGGGUUCUCAGGAGAAGCUGUUACUGGACCGCCGGGGCCUCCUGGGGGACUUCCCACGAGACUCUGGCUGCUACGAGAGCAACGAGAAUCUGGAGAACGGAGGGAGGGGCAAAAAGACGUCUUCUUCCAUGAGCAGGUCCUCGUCUGGUUUUCAAUCCAGUCACCUCCCAUCCCCAGAGUCCCCCGGCCUCCCCCCCACCCCGACCCACCCCAGCCUCCCCCUGAUCCACCCCAGCAAGACCAUCUUACAGACCAGACCAGAGCACCAGUCCACUACCUUACCAUCGCAGAGCCAGAGCCAUCGCAGUCACACCCACAGAGCCAUGCCACUGAGGAGCUGGAGCUGUGAUAACUUGGGCCUGGCAGGUAAGCCUACUCCCACAGCCCUGGGGCUGCUCCCCCUGGGGGAGCUUCACUCAGACCAGGGCCUCCACACCACUGAGCUCCACACCCUGGAAGACAUGACGCCAGCUCAUACCACCAUGUCCAAGGCUAAGGGACAGGGCUACCCUACACAAGAGGCCCUACAGCAGUUGUCGACACACUCUGAAGGAUCUUUCCUGUCCUCACAACCACUGCUCACCUCACCUUGUAGUGUUCUGUCUGAUACGUUAGAGUUGGACAUGGGAGUUCCCAGGUUAACAGACCUCCUUCCAUACACACACCUCAAAAUAUCCACUCCAGCACCAGGACGUAGGCCCAAGCAUCGUUCAGCCAAGCCUUUCCUGUCAAACCCAUGUAUACCAUCAUCACCCCCAGCAAUGACCAGUGACGGUGGUAGUGCCUAUAAGCUCUUCUCUUUAGAUGGCACCUCUUUAAAGGAUGACGUUAUUACAGAGGCAACAACCCAACCGUGCAGCUCAGACCCGGCAACCCAAACCUGUAUCUCAGACUGUGACCUUGCGGACUCUCCUCUCCAGUCUGAAGCCCACAGGAUGCAGCCUGCUGGGGGAAUGGAAACUAUGCCUGUCAGGUCAGUCAACCUGGGACCCCUCCUGGAGGAAAGACUGGAGUCAGAGGGGAUAGAUCUGACAGCGGAGCCCUUCUCUGACAAGUAUGGUCGUUAUGGAAUCCCCCAGUCUCUGGUCCAGAGGUACGCCACUGACCUGAACCAGCCUCUAACAGAGACCAUGUAUGCCAUGGACCUGCUCAGACUCACACAGCUCCGCAGGCAGCAGCGCAUGGCAGUGUGUCAAAAGCCACAGACCCUAGCGCUUGGACUAACAGCAGUGACUGACAACUGACACAAAUAUAAUUUACUGCAGCUUACUGGGUUUCCUAUCAAGGUUUCAUAUCAAGUCAUUUACCUUUGAUUCUAAACUAUUAUGACCAUUUCUAAGCUAUCAUGUGAAUAGUGUACAUGAAAUACUGUGACUGACUACUGAUUUUAUUAUUUUUUUCUUCAUUUAAAUAUUGUAUAAGGUUGAGUGCCAUUAAAGCAAUACAAAAUA